AUGUACCUGAAACCUUGCCACUCAGUCUUGGCUCUGGUGUUGCCUCUGGCAGCCCAGGCCGGAUCACUCAAGGAUGUCAAGCAUAUUGUCUUGUUCAUGCAGGAAAACCGAGCAUUUGAUCACUACUUUGGCACAAUGGCAGGUGUUCGUGGCUUCGCUGAUCCCAAUGUACAAGUAAACCCAGAUGGUAAAUCCACAUUUGAGCAACCGAUCCCUCCGCAAAAUGGAGUCAGCGUCCUCAAGCCAUGGCAUAUAAAUUACCUUGGUGGCGACUGGAUCAGCGCAACACAAUGCAUGGGUGCUGGUGAUAAUGGCUGGAGCACGAUGCACUCUGCCUAUAAUGGUGGACUGGGUAACAAUUGGGCACAAGCGGAUGGACCCUAUAGCUUGGGAUAUUUCAAGAGAGAAGACGUCCCGACGCAUUUUGACAUUGCUGAGGGCUGGACUGUCGCAGACAUGGCUAGCCAAAGUAUUCUUGCUGCAACAGACCCGAACCGCAUUACUUGGAUGAGCGGUUCUGUCAACAUACCCGGGUCACCCACUAACCCGGACGGCAAAGGAGGGAUGAUUAUCGACAAUAGCGCAACCCCAGGCUGUGAGGCACCAGGUCUCAAUUGCUUCCCGUUUGUGUGGAAAACUUUCCCCGAGUAUUUAGAAGAUGCGGGGAUUUCCUGGCAAGUGUGGCAAGAUUUUGACAACUUUGAGGAUAAUAUGCUGGCAUAUUUUGAACAGUACCAGCUUGCCAAAAAUGGGUCUUCUCUUCGCAACAAAGGCAAUUCCUAUCCUGGUCUUGACGCCUUCUACAAAGCCGCAGGCACGGGCACCCUACCCCAAAUCAGUUGGAUUGUCGGCCCUCAGGAGCAAAGCGAACAUGCCCCAAACUUGCCAAGGGAUGGCGCUUGGUUGCAGAAGAAGGUUGUUGAUGCAAUCACCAAUAGCCCUGCCUACAAAGAGACCGUGCUUAUUAUUAGUUAUGACGAACAAGGAGGUUGGGCAGACCACGUCGUGCCUGUUGUUGCACCAAAAGGAACCGCUGGAGAAUGGCUCAAGGACCCGUAUAGCCAGUUUGGAGACGUUCCUUUAGGACCAGGCUGGCGGACUCCGCGGUUUAUUAUCUCUCCUUGGACGAGAGGUGGUCAUGUCUUCACGGAGUUUGCAGAUCACACCUCUGAUAUCCAGUUUAUCGAAGAAUGGGCAGCAGCACACGGCUAUGAAGGGGUGCGAAGCAAGGCAGUCACACAAUGGAGACGUGACCACAUGUCCAACUUGGUAAAUGCGUUUGACUUUGACAAACCCGACCUUUCCAAACCUCAUAUUACGGCGGUGGACACGCCAGCUUCGCUGCCUGAUGAUGGCUCACACUGGAGUGGUAACCUGAGUCUUGGCUCCCUGACCGGACCCUGGGUUGGUGCUGCAAAGUGUCUUCAGGACCACAAAAGCAACAAGCCUCCAGUUCCAUAUGGUGUCAAGAAUGCUAACCAGAAUAUGUCCCAACUCGUGGAGGAUGGCUUUAAGCAAGUGCGCGGCGAGCUGACCGAAGGCCGUCAUCUGACCUUUGAAAUGUUCGGUCUCGCUCUUAGCAACAUUAACGGAGCAUUUACAGGCAUAUCACUCGCCACAAAAGCACACGACGAUCCCAAACAAAGAUGGAUUAUUCACACCGUCGGCGGGCCGGGCGCUGGUAAUCAAUUCUACAUCCAGUCAGCUUGGGACAAUAAAUAUAUUGCCGGCUUCCCUUUAAUUGGUCAACUUACAUCGAACAUCAAAAAAGCACAGGCUUUUACCAUCACCUACAACCCGAAAGGCUCAAAAUACAGCUUGACGAUCGCUAGUAAACCGGAUACUUAUGUAAAGCUAAGCCCAAAUGCCAAACGACGAUCCAAUGGAUUGAGCGUUUCGGCGUCCAUUAACUGGGAGGCUGGUUUUGGGGGGUUCAGUGUUUACAGUGUUUCAUAUAGCACGUAA
Molecule: messenger RNA, 1965 nt
Organism: Pochonia chlamydosporia 170
Lineage: Eukaryota; Fungi; Ascomycota; Sordariomycetes; Hypocreales; Clavicipitaceae
Product: non-hemolytic phospholipase C precursor
Exons: 7
Coding region: 1-1965 (654 amino acids)
Molecular function (GO): hydrolase activity, acting on ester bonds
Source: RefSeq, a predicted model, not a curated record